This is a messenger RNA of Gaeumannomyces tritici R3-111a-1, 2315 nucleotides long. RefSeq lists its product as hypothetical. Gene Ontology annotation, biological process: regulation of transcription by RNA polymerase II. The annotation marks the transcript as partial. Lineage: Eukaryota; Fungi; Ascomycota; Sordariomycetes; Magnaporthales; Magnaporthaceae. Gene Ontology annotation, cellular component: nucleus. The transcript is spliced from 4 exons. The record is from RefSeq and is a predicted model, not a curated record.
AGAUGGACUCCGACCCGUCACAUGAUGACCUCAGGCGAAAGAGUGCCUGUCCUGAGAACGGCCCUAUCGUGCUCUUCCUGAACAAUCUCGAAGGCCUGGAGGACAAACGAGGCCUCUUGGACGAGCGUGGCGGAUCAGCACACCCUCGCGCCCACGAUUGCCCGAGCCCACACGCCAGUAGCUCGUUCGAACCCCACACCUCCGCAGCCGCCUCGAUUAGCUCGCGACCGCCUUCUGGCGACUUGGUCCGCCCCGACUCCUCCGACACACGCCCCGAGCACCCCGGCCCCCCAGAGAGCGCCUGCCAAUACCCUUCCGACACCGGCCAGCACGCCCACGCGCUCUUGGGAACCAUGAGUGUCGUUUUCGAACACAGGGCGAGCAUGUUCCACCCCGACGGCAACUAUCCGCCGAUUGGGGAGGCCCCCGACCUACCCGACGUGGGCGCCGACGUGCACGUUGUCGCCCACAAUGUCGCAGUUGUCCAUGACGUCGCCGACAUCCACCCCGAAGUCCACCCCGAAGGCCAUGCCGAAGCACAGCAAGACAUGAUGCACGACCCCAAAUCGGACCCUGUCCAUGAUGUCCAGGCUGUCCACGAUGUUCCCGAGCCGCAAGACGCCACACAGCCUCACGACGUCCACCCUGACCACCAGAUGCACGAGGCGCACCAAGUACAUGGCGUACAUGGAAUUCACCAGAGCCAUGGCGACGCCGGCGAUGUGGUUCACGAGGUGCACGAAGUGCACGACGUCGUCCACGAGAUGCAGAACGUCCACCAGGUGCACGGUGUCCUGCACGACGAUAUGCAGCCCGACGAGUCCUCGCGCUUCGACGAGACGGACGUAGCCGAGCUGGCGGCUGCUGUCCAUGGCUACGCCGCGCAAUCCUCAGGCAUGGUCGAGUCGGAGCCGACUUUGCAGAUGGUGCAUGGGCUGCCCGACCUUCCCGUGCUCGCCGCCGACAAGCCAGACUCGCCGCCGCCGCAAGUUGUUAACGGCAACCACCGCAUCAAGUUGAUACCCAAGCCGGAGCGCCAGCCUACCAAGAACCUGACAGGGAAGUUUAUCUGCACCUGGGAGGGCUGCCAGGAGGAUGUGCGCGAGUUUGGUCGCAAGUGCGAAUGGAACAAGCACAUGGACAAGCACGAUAGACCCUACAAGUGCCUCGCCGAAGGAUGUGAGAAACUGGCAGGGUUCACAUAUUCUGGGGGCCUGCUACGGCAUGAGCGCGAGGUACACGCCAAGCAUGGGGGGCCAAAGAAUCCUCUCAACUGCCCACAUCCGACAUGCAAGCGGCACACAGGCAAAGGCUUUUCGCGACAGGAGAACCUUAACGAGCAUCUUCGCAGGUGUCAUAGAAAUGGGUCCCCCUCCAACGCGGGCGGCGACACAGACGACGCCGCAAGCGAGGUUGCGGCAGCAGGCGGCGUCGCGAUGCCCGGUAGCGCGGCCAAGCGGAAGCGAGAUGCCGCGGACGACGACCUGGCCGACCUCCGGGCAGAGGUUAAGAAGACUCGCAUGGAGAACGACGAGCUUCGACUGCAGCUCGAGAUGCAGAGCCGGCAGAUCGAGGACAUGGUACAGCAGAUCCGCGAGCUUCGGCAAACCCCCGAUCUUCAGCAGAGCCCCGAAAUCCUCCAGUGAGGGGCUUUUUCAGGCAGAUUUUCCUCCCACCCAAACCAUGCCACUCUGGUUUCGCCGCGCAGGCCACGUUCGAAUCACGUGCUUUAUUGCGCCAUUUCUUCUAUCUCAUGGCGCCUGUCGCCACCUUUAUCCUCAGCGCCUCUUUGCUUUCUCUACUACCAUUUCUAUACAUGUAUCUUAUUCGUCCUUUUGCCCCUUUCCCCCCCUUUUUUUUCCUUUUCUCUAUAGAUUACGGGCGGCGUUGGGUGGGACACGGUUGGGUUUAGACAUUAUGAGACUGGAGACGGACGCAUGAUUUCAACGUUUUUUCUUCUGAGAACACGAACGAUUGGAGUUGACGGGUGCGCGCGAUGCGUGCACUCCUUUUUACACGUACAUUAUUGGAACACUCCUCCCACCUCCCUUAUCGUUGCAUCUCACAUUGCAUCCUGUUAUGAAGCGGCGUUUGGGCUCCCUCUCUCCUUUUCAACACAUCCUUGACACCCUUUUUUCUAUCCUAACGAUUUUGUUCAUCCUCUUUUCUUUUUCUUUUUCCUUAUUCUCUGUUGCGCCAUUCUUCGCAACACAAUACCCCCCCUUCUUUCUUCUUUGGUGCCCAGCAUGGGAUUGUACAUAGGAUGUACCAUAAAUUCCAUAUUAUUGGCAAUACCCUCCAAGUAUAAAAACGGG